AUGUUGUCAGGGAAAGCUGUGCUCAGGAUAAUGAGGAGGGGUGGGGUUGGGGGGUGGAGCCGGAGCAUUGGAGGGGUGCACAGGGAACUCCAGAAUCUGGACAUCAGUGUAGGCGGCUCUAACAUUUACUGGAUCCAGCUGCAGCCAGGGACCCCUCCCCGGGAUCUGCUGUACUACUCCUCAGACUCCGAUAAGCACCAGGGCUCCGGGUUCCCCGGCCGCUUCUCGGGCUCCAAAGACGCCUCGGCCAAUGCAGGGCUUCUGCGCAUCUCGGGGCUGCAGGCUGAGGCCGAGGCGGACUCUCACUGGGCUACAGCUCACAGCAGUGGGAGCAGCUGCCGCUCCUCACAGCGUCUCAGAGAAGGAGGAAGUGGGUCUAAAACCUCUGGACCCACGGAUAUUGUUUCUGAGACGCGUUUCAGUAAGAAACUUACCUGGAGAGACAUGGCAGGGUGGUCUCUUCUGCACGACGAUCUAUCCUUCAACAGGGAAAGAGGAAGAGUCAUGUAA
Molecule: messenger RNA, 510 nt
Organism: Odobenus rosmarus divergens (Pacific walrus)
Lineage: Eukaryota; Metazoa; Chordata; Mammalia; Carnivora; Odobenidae
Product: pre-B lymphocyte protein 3-like
Exons: 1
Coding region: 1-510 (169 amino acids)
Source: RefSeq, a predicted model, not a curated record